Somion occarium is the source of this 1373-nucleotide messenger RNA. The record is from the annotation of a GenBank genome assembly. Lineage: Eukaryota; Fungi; Basidiomycota; Agaricomycetes; Polyporales; Cerrenaceae.
GUCAUUCACCCAAGACAGUUCUCACCGCAGUAAAGCAGUGGUGCGGCGUUCUGGGAUUUUUGAUAUGCCACCGACGCCCUUUGUCAGGAGUUAACGAUUUUGAGGAUUACCUCGCUAUCAACCUCGUUGAAAGAAGAAAUCUCCAUUGUUUCUGAUCUACGUGUAUUCGGUCCAUCAUGGAACCCGAGGGGGCGCAGUGAACGGUCGGACUCUCCCUUUGGGAUAGACACGAAGAGAGUGACACCAGCUCGAGUUGCAUACGGUUUUUCAGAGUGGUAUAAAUUCCAAGUCUUCGCAUUCAGUGAGUGCCAUUGUCGGAAUUUGAUAAGUCAACUUUACAGGGUCUCCUCGUGUGUUCAUCCUCACCCUGAACAUCCGACAUGAUGAACCAUUACGCAAAGGCUGUGUGUAUGCUCCGGAGGAUUCGGUAUCAGUUAGAUCCUAGUAUCUAACGCGCUUGACAGAUGUUGCAAAUGAGGGUGACAAUCCUGUGUGCCCGGCGAAGUCCUGACAUGGGAUUUUGAUGUUAGCCAGUUCCCCGCCAAUAUCAUUGUUCUGAGGGAUCACAAUGCGCUCCUUGGACCCUGAACAGCACCUCAUGGUGCUUUGAACUUGACGUUUGGCUUGGGACAAUGCCUCCGUUGCAAGUAACCUAACUUGCCUCUUCGGGGCUUGGCAAUCGAUUUCUGCUGCAACGUUGCAGCAGGGCUGCUGAUCAUACACGGAUGUCUACAAAUGAUCAAUAUCCCAUAGUCGGCAUCGAUGGUCAUGAAGAAGCAAAGUGACAACCGGUCCUCUCUAUCCGAGUAGUGAACACUCUCCGCACAUAUCGUAUCAAUGUCCUUCGAGUUAAGCACAUCUUUCCGAUUGUUCUAGAAGCCAAUAUCUGGAUGGUCACGCUUUGAACGGGGGGCUUCACUGAUUUGCUUCGGCAAAAGCUGUCUUCAAAAAGAAGUCUGUCUGCGCGUAAUGGACCACGUAUCCACGACAUGACCUCACGAGCCCGACCACCGAGCCAAGGAGAAAUGUUUCUGGAUGUAUCCUGGAAUGUUCAAGAGGUUACAAAUUACCUGAAGGGUUUGACGAGCAAAGUCGAGAUGCUGAAUAUCCCUCAAAGUGCGAAAGAACAAACAGCACAAAUGCACGGAUAUAAUCACUUGGUUAUAUCUACCCUAGAUAUGUCCCCAUUCACCGAGCACACUGAGGGCAAGCAUGAUGUGUAUGAUGCUCUAGCUUCCGCCGUCUUGGUCAUCGAAACACCUUCAGAGGCGGAGACAGUCCCACCUGACCGCCAGGACAACUCAGAGGUUUUAGCUGCAUAGCGUAUUUGUGUUUCUGUUAUGUAUAAGUUAUGAUACGGUCUGCACUACAAC